This is a messenger RNA of Vespa mandarinia (Asian giant hornet), 6806 nucleotides long. RefSeq lists its product as uncharacterized. The record is from RefSeq and is a predicted model, not a curated record. Lineage: Eukaryota; Metazoa; Arthropoda; Insecta; Hymenoptera; Vespidae. Gene Ontology annotation, molecular function: R-SMAD binding. Gene Ontology annotation, cellular component: early endosome membrane; Golgi membrane. Gene Ontology annotation, biological process: negative regulation of transforming growth factor beta receptor signaling pathway.
ACGACGACGACGACGACGACAAUAACGACGUGGACGACGACGACAACGACGACGACGGCGACGACAACGAGGACGACGACGAGGACGGCGACGGCGACGUUGACGGCGACGACGACAGUGACGGCUACCACAACGGCGACGGUGACGGCAACGAGAACGAGGAAGAAGAGGAGGAGGAGGAAGAGGAGGAGAACGAGAGUCCUAGCAACUCGUCUUCCUGGAAGGACGAAGGACAAAGGGGGAGGUGGAAGAGAAGAAGAAGAGGAAGAAGAAGACAAAGAGGGUGGUAACAGUGGUACCGAGCAACUCGUACUCGGUGCUACCGUUGCUGCUGCCGGUGGUGGUAGUAGUAGUAGUAGUAGAAGUAGUAGUAGUAGUAAUAGCAGUAGUAGUAGUAGCGGUAGUAGUAGUAGUGGUGUUGGUGUUGCUACUGGUGGUGCUGCUGCUACUGGUGGUAGUGGUGAUGGUGGUGGUGGUGGUGGUGGUGGUGGUGUCGUCGAGCUUAGCACCACGACGACGACAACAGUCGCCAAGCCGAUGUCAGCGAGUUCGUAUCCUGGAGAUGAGGAGGAGCUGCCGGGAGCGGAAAAUCACCAGCUAGCGAAACGGCCGAGCUCUGGAGAAAGAGAAGGAAAAGGAGAGGAAGGAGAGGAAGAGGAAGUUGGAGAACUGGGCAAGGACGAGUCGACGUUACGCGAGGAGGUCAAGGUCAUCGACUCCUCGCCGUCGUCGUCCUCAUCCUCGACGAACACCGGGACGACGACGGUACUUUCCACCACGCUGUUACCACCACCCAAUCGGGACACCUCUAUGGAAGCACUGGGUACGAGCAGUUACGUAGUGUCAGCGGUGCUCGUUCUAAUAGUUGGUGCGCUGCUGGCCAUCUUGGCGACGGUAUCGCAUCAUCUCCAUCACCGUCGACUCGAGCCUUUGCACGAGUCGAAUUCUGCCUCCAUUUUGCAUGACCAUCGCCAUCUUCAUCAUCACCAUCAACGACAUCAUCAACAACAACAACAACAGCAACACCAACUACAACAUCGCCGUCGUCAUCAAGAGGAUCGAGAAGAAUCCCCGCCGGCGUUGCAUCAGCAACAUUCCUUCCUACAGGAUCAUCACCGUCAUCCUGGAACGCAAAUGCUAUCGAUGGGUUCGGCAUUGGACGUUCGUAGAGGAGGAAGAGAAGGAGGUGAAGUAGGAGGAGGUGGAGGUGGACGUAGAGACGGAGGGGGUGGCGAGGCAACGAACGGAAACGCGUUGGCCCGAGGCGUUCGAAUAGCUGCAGCCGCCGUUCGUGGACAGGGUGAUGUCCUUCAACAAGAAGCGAUGGUCGCCGCAGCGAGAGACAGGGCGAUCAGGACAGGUAGCGUGAGGCAAGAUCUCGCCCUCAAUUUACCUCCGCGGCUGGAGCUCCCGGAUGGGGAGGAACGCCCUUACGGAGCGCAAACCAAUUUGCAUCUUCGUGACCCCUUGCAGGAAAGCGAGAUCUACCAAAAGUGCAUACGGCCACCACCAAACCGGACUAUCUUCGAUAGCGAGAGUCCACCCCCGUAUCGUAGCCAGUCGGCACUGUUGGAGCCACCGGAACAAAUAGUACGCUGUCACAGCGCGGGUAGCUCCCUGCUGAAAAUGUUUCGCAAGUUUCCAAGUUCUGCUAGUAGUAGUAGUACGUCGUCGUCGUCGGCGGCGGCGGCGGCGGCGGCGGUGGGGGCACCGACGCCACCGAAAAAGUCCACCCUGUCCAGCUAUUCCGAGUCCAGUAGCAACCUGUCCACUCUGACUGUGGUGCCCUGUGAAACGGACGAGAGUCAACAGGAGCAGCAUCACCAUCGGCAGAAACGCGUCUGAUCCGAGGCCAGUGGUGGUGGUGGUGGAUCCUCAUGCCCGAGGAAGAGGCGAGCGUUCCUUCCUUUCAACAAGAAGACGAAGAAAAAGAAGAAGAAGAAGACUCUCCUUUCAGCAGCGUCGUCAUCGACCAUCAACACUGACGACACGAUGAUCCUCCUACUCUUUCUUCGCGGUGCGCCACUUGAAGACUGAACUACGACCAAUAGCAACGGCAACGCAAGACUUCUCUCUCCAUUGCUUUUGGUUCGAGGACCAAGCGAGAACGGCGCCGAAAGAGAGAGUAGAGUACAGAAAAAGAAAGAGAGACAGAGAGAACAAGAGAGGAGUACCCCUGGCCUUCUUCUUUUUCUUCUCUCUCUCUCUCUCUCUCUCUCUCUCUCUCUCGCUCGCUCUUUCUUUGUUUCUUUCUCUUUUUAUUAUAUAAACAUUAUCCUGCAGAUCUCAUACUUAUUCCAAAGCGUGGUACAUAGGAGAGGGAAAGAUUAAAUCUUGCUGAGAGAGAGAGAGAGAGAGAGAGAGACAGGCAAAGAAAUCGUAUAAGCUGAGAUGUUGCUAUUUUAUUUCCAUGUAAUCUCCUUCCAAGAAAGAGAGAGAGAGAGAGAGAGAGAGAGAGAGAGAGAGAGAGAGAUGAGGAUAGGGAGAGAGACAUAGUACUGGACCGUAAUAAGGGAGAAGAAAAUCGCUCGCCUCCCCUUCGACGUCGAUGCGAUCGACUAAUGGACGAUUCGCAACAGUGUCGCAAAAGUUUUCUUCGAGAAAAGACUUAGUAAAUUAUUUAUUGGCGAUAUUCGCGUCUUGCCUUCUCGUACCGAGAGAUUCUGGCAGACGAGAGUGAAUGAGUGAGAAUGAGAGAGAGAGAGAGAGAGAGAGAGAGAGAGGAAUAAAUGCGAGCAUGUUAGGGAAAGGAAGACCAAUUGAGAGCUAAAAGGGCUAAAAAACGAAAAAAUAUAAAACAGAGAGAAAGAGAUGAAAAAGUAGUGCCAAGAGCGAAAAUAAGAAGGAAAGAAACAUUGUAAAUAUUAGAUUAGGUAGUUCAAUAUUACAAUAUAAUUAUUACGACUAAAAAUUAUAUGCUACAAUACCGAUUAAAAGUAAACAUCCAAUAUACGUUACGAACACGCAUACCAUUUAAAGAUAUGAGCUGGCACGCUCUCAGUGCCGGGCCGUACGAAAGUGACGUUCUUUUUCUUCGCGGGACACGCGUGUUUUUCUCUUUUCAAAGAUGGCCACGUUUUUUUAGCGAUCGUUAAUUCGUCCCUUGUCUUUCCCCUAUCUAAGCACGUAAGUUUUCAUUCUCGUAGUUUUUCUCGUUGCAAAGGAUAUACUUUUGUAUUUUCCUUUCUUCGAAAGCAAAGAGAAAGCCAGAGACGUUCACGUUUUAGUGAUCGAUCGAUGGCGCACUCUUCUUUUCCAAACGCUUUGAAAAGCUACGAAUCGAUUUAGGAAAAAAGACGCGUGCGUGGCCAUCAUCGGUUCGCCCAGAGUCGCCUUCGAAUUUGAUCGGCGACGGCGGCGGCGGCGUCUCCACGUUUCGUACGGCUCUGCGUACAUACGUCUGAUAUAAACACACGCUACUUUUAUUAUUAUUCGAAUAGAUAAGGCCUCAGUUUUCGACGAAAUAGGACGAGAUCCGUACCCGGUCGUUGCCUUUUCGAGUCUCGGCGUCGACGAGAGGAGUUGCGCGAGAUCAAGUAAUUAAUUAAUUAACUAAUCGAUUAAUAGCUAGAAGAAAUUGUUUACACGGCGACCUUCGUCGAUCUAUUUUCGUACAAUAGGCCGACGCGAAUGAAUUAAGGUUCGAGAUUAAUUCCUAGGCGCGUAGUUUAAAUCCGGUAAACGAGUAAAAAGAUACAGAACAAUAUGUCGUAGGUCUCCGUUGUAUUCUCCAAAGUUCCUACCCGCGAUCUUUUCUUCGACGAUUUGUUUCUGAUACGUGAAAGAGGAAGACGACUGAAGAAGAAGACGAAGAGGAUGAAGAAGAAGAAGAAGAAGAAGAAGAAGAAGAAGAAAGAAAAAAGAAGAAAAAUUAAGUAAAAUGAUAGAUAGAGAAUUUGGUAGAUCGACUCUCGCGUCUCGUCGAGCCCGAACUCCGAUAUGCUUCCCGGGACGGAACGAAUCACCCGAGUAUCUCAUGAGAAGUCACCAAUUAUUGUAAUUUUAAACGAAAAGAAAUCCGACGAAGGGGAAAGAAAGUUUAAACAGAUGCGAACUAUUUUCCGACGCGUUUCCCUCCAACGAUUCGCGGAUUGCGUGCGUCGCGUGUCACGAGUUAGCCGUGAGAUCGAUUCGACAAACAAACAAACAAACAAGCAAACAAACAAACAAACGAACGAACGAACAAAUAAAAAGUCGGCUAAAACUGGAGCGCGCUGAGUAUGAUAGGAAAAAGUGUUUUUAAAAAGAAUCUUUUAUUCGCGAACAGGCUGACACAAACUCCCUCCCCCCGACAAAGAUCAUAACUUCUCAAAUGUUUGACGUCUCUUCAAACGAAACUUGAUCUUGUCGUCCGUAGAAAAAUGUUAACAAGCCAAACGAUCAGGCUCGAGUAUUUUUCUAUCAUGAUCAUUGCGAGCCAAAGUAUCGUCGUCCAAAAUUCGGGAAUACUUCAAACUUACUUAUUAUGACUUAUUAUUACUCGUAGAGGAUGUUCUAUCCCGUUCUCAUUUUUUACAAUAGGAAAUUGUAUUUAACUGCGUACUGCAACUAUUGUAUCGUCGUUUGAAAUUAUGUAAUACGUCAUAAAAAAUAUCUUCGUAGGCUUACUCGUCGUUUCAUCCUACGAGAAACUCUCGACUCGAUGAAAUCACGAAUGCUCUUAUCAUAUAAAAUAUUUUUCCUACGAGUAAAUCGAUCAAUUUUGGAAGAUGAUAUUUUCGUUCGCAGUGAUCGCAAUUGGAAAAAUUCCAUAUAAAGUUAUGUAAACUUUGACUGUUGAUAUUUUGGAAUAUACGACCAUUCAAGGCUCGUAUCUAUAUCGGCGAAACUCGAAUGAAACUCGUAUUCUACCCUAGUAUAAUUUUCUUCUAUAUAAAGAGAUAUUCGCGCGGUUCCGGUUCUAGGUGAUUCUCGCGACUUCUACCACGAAUCACGUGACCGUGAAUCGACCAAUCGCGAUUCGAUAAUCGAAUUCGUUUGGCUCGUAAAAAAUAACGUAUAACGAUGACAGAGAAGCGGAAGAGAGAGGACGUGAUGAAAGAAAAGGGUUGUUUCAGAGAGAGAGAGAGAGAGAGAGAGAGAGAGGGAGAUAGAGAGCAAAGUGUUUAUCCAAAAGACCGCUAUCAUGCCUUUUGAGAAAAUGUGUAUGUCCGGGCAGUUUUACAAACGAAAUUUGACCCCGUGUUUCUCUCGACGCACGUUGCGAAACAACGUUCGCAAUAACGUUCGCAUUGGCAAAGUUUUCGUAUGGAGUUGAAGAGGGGUAAAUAAAAAAGUAAAGAAAUGGUUUCUCCAUCGCUCAAAAUGUGUUCAACGCGCAUGCAAUAUUUAAAUGACGAGGAUCAAUCGUAACCGUAUUAUUUAACGAUUGGGUCAUCGACGUGGCCUUGCGAUCGAGUGAGAUGAUACGCGUUCAGCGAAGAGAUAAGACAGGGAGAAAGAUAGCGAAAGAAAAGAAAAUGCAAUGGGUUCUGUGCAAGUCUCAAUUAAAUUGUAAAUGUUAUUAACUUAGAUUGAAUUUAAAGAAAAAAAUAGAGGAAAAAAAAUGAAGUAAGGAGUGAAAUGACAAUGGAAGUUACCUUAGAUCGCUUACUAGACCGAGUUUAUACGCGGGCGGUUAAUGGAAAGUAAAUCCUAAAAAAAUUCGUCUAGGAAAAAUCUCUUAAUUAUCUAUCAUUAAUCAUUAGAAGAUUCUAUAGAGUGCGAUAAUUUAACGAUUUGUUAACGAGAUUCGCCGUACGAGCGAAAGAUUAUGAAAUCGUGGCCUUUCGACGCAAACGCGAGAGAGAGAGAGAGAGAGAGAGAGAGAGAGAGAGAGAGAGAGCGAGCGAGAGAAAAGAAAAGAAAGAAAAAGAGGAAGAGGACGAACGACGAGGAGGUAUUUCAAACUCGCCCGCCGAUCGAAGAGACACGAUCUUCCAUUGGAGAGAGUCCAAUUAGCUGUUUCAUUCGGACGAACGGCUCGGUUCGAGCGUUGGAUCUCGGUUCGAUACUUAUCGAAAUGCACGACUUUGAAGACGACGCUUUAUUAUUUUUUUCUCUCGCAUUUUGUCGAUCUCGGAAAGAUCUUGUCGAGAGCCAAAGCAAAUGGGAGAAUUCGUCGACAAGAUCAUUGUUUCGACCAUUAUUCUUUGACCCUUCGAUUUGUUAUUUUUUUGUAUUUGUUUUUUAUAUAUUGUUAAUAUGUGUAACAAGACGUCUCACGUUUUAGGACGUUCCUUGGUAUAUUGGAAAAUACAUAUCAUCUGAUUAUUAGUUUUUCCUUCCUUUUUUUUUUCUUUUUGUUUUUCUUUUUUCUUCUGUUUCUCCGUUUCGUUCAUCAUAGCCAUAAAAAAGCGCGUAGGAACGAUCGACGAGCAUCGAAAUAAUAAUAAAUUAAGCUCGGACAGAUGCGAUUUGACAAAAUAAAUCAUCGCGAUAUCAUGUAUGCGUCCUCCUACUGUGUACGUGGGAUUGGCGUAAAGCGUAAAUACGCGUUGAAAUUUCGUGAUUUUUACGAAAAUAGUAGAUUCGGUCGUUCCUUAUCGUCGUACUCGAGUCAACGAGAAUUCUCCAAUGAAUCUAGUCACGCCGAGCCGUACGUCCGCUCGUCAAAGUAAAUCGGUCGAUAAACUCUAGCUAUUGUCAUUAAAAAUAUUGAAAUAGAUCGUCGACCGAACCGUCGAGGGAGAGAGAGAGAGAGAGAGAGACAGACAGACAGAAAAGGAACGUGUUUAAAAAGAAAGAAAAAAAAAUAACGUUGUUUCAAUCAUUCUUUUCUUUUUCUUUUCUUUCCUCGGCGGCGAUAGCGGCGGUCAUCUUAGGCA